AUGGACGGAGGCCCGUUCGACGAUCCGAUCUUCUCCGAUUUCGGCGGCAGAGGUGGUACAGGUGUUCACAGCAUCCAGGUGAUGUUGGGUCUGCACGGUGGCCACCACGGCGGCGAUCUCAUGCCCACCGGCGGUCACCUCCACAAAUUGGACUCCUCGAAUAGCCCACCGCCUCAUCACCAGGCCUCCCAUCAUCAUCUGCAGCAACAGCAACAGCAAAAGGAAUUGAAAGAGCUCGAAUUGGCCGGAAUGUACGCGCCGCUUCCCCAAACCCAGGAUGUCACCACCUCGACGUCGAACGCUGCGACGCCGACCUCGACGACCCUCCAGCAGGGUCUCCAAUUGGGCAAUCCGUUAAAGAGAAAACCGGAGGAUCCGAUGAACAGUCUAGCGCCAGUCAGCAGCGAGGCACAGCCAGCCAAGAAAGACUCCAAGAAAAAGACUGACAAUAAUGGGAUAAAGAAGAAGAAAACUAGAACCACAUUCACCGCCUAUCAGUUGGACGAACUGGAAAAAGCGUUCGAGCGUGCACCGUAUCCGGACGUGUUCGCACGCGAGGAACUCGCCGUGAAACUGGCUCUCUCGGAGUCCAGGGUUCAGGUUUGGUUCCAAAAUCGUCGUGCAAAAUGGCGAAAGAGGGAACCACCGCGUAAAACUGCCGGUUACAUGGCCGCUGGCUCGGCCAGUCCUGGCUUAUCAGGUUCUUUUACUUCCCUGAACAACACACUGAACCCGUUCGCGUCCCCAACAACGGCAACAGCACCGCCGGACGCCUGGGCGUAUUCGCCGGCGUACGAUCUAGCGCCGCAUUUGAAUUUACUGAGUCCAUCGAAUUCACCCUACUCGACCUCCUUCGGUGGACCAAGCAACAACGGAUCCGCGUACUCGUACGCGACCAUGCUGCCGCAGCACGACGCCUCGUUGUUCUCGACCCCGUCAGGCAACACGAUGCGCGUUCAUCAGGACUAUAUGAACGCCAGCAACAGUCCACCGCCUCCGUUGACACGCAACGAUUACCAAACGAUGGUGGCCGCUCACUCGCCGCCCACACACCUGGCGAAUUCGAUGUCCGAAGAGGACCAUCAGCAGAACAAGCAAUUGGACUACGUUAGCGGGCUGAGUCCACCGGAUAAGUAUCAGCACGAACAGCCCGAUUACACGCAGCAACAGCAACAACAACAACAACAAUCCCAACAGGAUCAGAAGCAGGAUUACGGUAUGCACUCGCCGCAAGGACGUCAAGGAAUGAAGGAUCAAGUGAUGGUGAAGAGUGAACCAGCCAGCCAACAGAACUAUGUCCAGCUGCCUCCUUUUCUGAACUGACUCGAAACCUCCGUUCCAGACUUGUUUUAGAAGAGCUUCGUCCCUCUGCGAAGACGUUCGAGGACUAAACGCCUGGUCUGGAACACGGGUUGGAGAUAACGGUCGAGUCUUGUAUAUAUAAAAGUCCUCUGAUUCGCAACGGUUUCGGUUUAAAUCCCCGAUUAGGACAAACGUGUAAUCACGGAGUGGAAAUCUACUCCUGUAAUAUAGGCUUCCCAGGAAGGCAUACAGCUUCAUACCAAUUGAAAGUUUUCUUACUAAUAUAAAGCGUCUGUAAAAAGAAUUUUUUAAUUAGCAAACCAGG
Molecule: messenger RNA, 1627 nt
Organism: Dufourea novaeangliae
Lineage: Eukaryota; Metazoa; Arthropoda; Insecta; Hymenoptera; Halictidae
Gene: repo
Product: retinal homeobox protein Rx2
Exons: 4
Coding region: 1-1323 (440 amino acids)
Biological process (GO): regulation of DNA-templated transcription
Molecular function (GO): DNA-binding transcription factor activity, RNA polymerase II-specific; sequence-specific double-stranded DNA binding
Source: RefSeq, a predicted model, not a curated record